This is a messenger RNA of Rhipicephalus sanguineus (brown dog tick), 1218 nucleotides long. RefSeq lists its product as uncharacterized. The transcript has 7 exons. Lineage: Eukaryota; Metazoa; Arthropoda; Arachnida; Ixodida; Ixodidae. Bases 155 to 1084 code for a protein of 309 amino acids. Gene Ontology annotation, molecular function: DNA binding. Gene Ontology annotation, biological process: negative regulation of DNA-templated transcription. The record is from RefSeq and is a predicted model, not a curated record.
GCCGCUGCGCACGUAAGCGUAUUGUGGCUAGCGUUGUAACCUUUCGUAGUUCUGUGGUUGAGUUUUUGGACGCCGCACAGCCGCACCCUUGUUUAUCACACCAAAGGUAAUAGAUUGUAAGAAUGGGGACAGGAAGAAUGACGUUUGGGAGCCGAUGCGCUUGUGCUGUAGCCGCUUCACAGAAUCCAAGGAAGAAAUGGACAUAUACUUGAGUUCACGGCGUGUGCGUCACACCAAGAAAACCAAAAAAGGCCCACAGAGUUCAACCAAAGAGGUCUCGCUAAAUGUGAGAAAAUUAAGGGUGGCGGGAAAGAGGGCUGCCACUGCAGACCUGGAGCAGUGCCACAGCUGCCGGCACCUGGAGGAGGAUGUGCAAAGGCUCCAGGCAGAAAAUAGCAAGCCCCGGACGCUUAACAUGAGGCUGCAGGAGCAGCUGCUGGACAGGCUCUCGCAAGCAGGCAUGCAGGCUACUCGCAGCCCGCCACCGGAUGUGGCCGACCAAGAUCCAUGGAGCCCACCCUGCUCAAGUCUUCAGGAGGACACAUAUGCACCAGUGGAUCUUGGAGGAACAGGUUCAUCACAUUCUGUGGCAGUGCCUGCAGUGCCUGCAGUGCCAACAGCUCCUGCAGCACCGGCCUCUGUGGCCACUGCCUCCGCGGACGUGCCUGCGGUGCCAACAGCUCCUGCAGCACCGGCCUCUGUGGCCACUGACUCCGUGGACGUGCCUGCGGUGCCAACAGCUCCUGCAGCACCUGCCUCUGUAGCCACUGCCUCCAAGGACGUGCCUGCUGAAACUGCUGCCACCGCUGUGGCGAACUGUUCAUUUAUCAGCGAUGGACAGGUUCAUCUGGCCAACGGUGUCUUGCUGCAGAGGGCCACUUAUGACCAACUGAUGGGAGUCCAGAAGGACUCCCAUUUUGUUAAAAGGGCCGCCGUCGCAAUCUGGUCGUCAGAGGUCCUCGCUCAAAGGAGCUUCACCGGGACCCUGACGAACCGGUUUGUGGCGGAAGGUGGCCAGAAAGCCCCACAACAGCCACUGACGCCUCACAAAGUAGAUGCACUGAGAGUCUUUUUCAGGCACUAGGGUAUAUCCAGAGGCAAGACACCAGACGAGGUGGAAAAUGCCCAAAAAAAUAUCAGACUGUGGCUGUCCCAAAAGACAUCCGAAUUGAGGCGAGGAUCUAGGAAAUAAAUGCAUUCUUUUCCUUUCAAAAAUAA